ACAAAACUAAUUUGUUUUAGACAAAACUGACAAAAAGUUUUAAAAUAAACCUAAUAACUUUCGUUAAUCUUUGAAGCCCAACUGCCAACAUCAUGUCUUUCGAAGGAAAAAUUGUCAUAGUGAGCGGUGCUGCAAGUGGAAUUGGAGCAGCUACAGCAUUGGAGUUUGCAAAACUAAAGGCUUCUCUCGUUCUUGUUGACCGAGACAAUAAAGGUUUGUUGGUAACGAAAUCCAAGUGCACUGACGCAGGCUCACCUGAUGUUUUAGAACUCGUUGUUGAAUUGAGAGACCUCGAGCAAGUUAAAGGAAUAGUGAAACAAACCAUUUCCCACUUUGGAAAAUUAAAUGUGUUGUGCAACGUUGCUGGGGUGCUUAAAAGCAGAAGUCUGGAAAAUGAAACACCUGAAAGAUAUUCGGAGCUAUUUGACAUCAAUACACGACAUGUGUUCUUCCUCACACAAGCUGCCAUGCCUUAUUUGGAAUCCAGUAAAGGUUGCAUCGUAAACGUUUCCAGCAUUAACUCAACUGGACAAUUUCCGCGAUCACUCGCUUACAGCAUGACAAAGUCAGCUAUUGACCAACUGACCAAGACAUUGGCUAUAGAGUACGCUCCCAGGGGCGUGAGAGUCAACGCAGUCAACCCAGGGGAGACAAGCACAAAUCUUCUUCUUAACAAUUACAACCAGGAUCCGAACAAAGUUAAGGAGCAUUACAACAAAUGCAACGACCAGCUACCAAUGAAAUCUGUGUGUAUGCCAGAGGAUAUUGCAAACGCUAUCGUAUUUUUGUCAUCUGUGAAAGCUCGCAUGAUUACUGGUCAAUGUUUAAAAGUAGAUGGUGCGGAAAGCAUGUGCAAUAACAAUUAAUAAAAACAUCAUCAAACUGUA
Messenger RNA from Ciona intestinalis (vase tunicate), 887 nucleotides. The record is from RefSeq and is a predicted model, not a curated record. Lineage: Eukaryota; Metazoa; Chordata; Ascidiacea; Phlebobranchia; Cionidae.